AUGUAUUUUUGGAUAAAGCCUUUCGAGCCUUACGCCCAUUUUAAAACCAUAUCAACUCGUCCCCGGGCGAGGAUGGCGACCCCGGACCAGAAGUCGCCCAACGUCCUGCUGCAGAGCUUGUGCUGCCGGAUCCUGGGCAGGAGCGAAGCCGACGUGGCCCAGCAGUUCCAGUAUGCCGUGCGCGUCAUUGGCAGCAACUUUGCCCCAACUGUUGAAAGAGAUGAAUUUCUAGUAGCUGAAAAAAUCAAGAAAGAACUGACGCGGCAGAGACGAGAGGCGGACGCGGCGCUGUUCUCAGAACUCCACAGGAAGUUGCAUUCCCAGGGAGUUUUGAAAAACAAAUGGUCAAUUCUCUACCUCCUGCUAAGCCUCAGUGAAGACCCACGCAGGCAGCCGAACAAGGUCUCCAGCUAUGCCGCGCUGUUCGCUCAGGCGUUACCACGCGAUGCCCACUCCACGCCCUACUACUACGCCCGGCCGCAGACCCUGCCCCUGAACUACCAGGAGCGCAGCACCCCGUCGGCCCAGAGCUCGGGCAGCCUGGGCAGCAGCGGCAUCAGCAGCAUCGGCGUGCACACCCUCAAUGGCCCGCCCCCGCCGCCCCCGUCCCUGCUCCCGGGACAGUCUCACCCGGGCCCAGGGAUGGGCGACUGUCUCCGGCAGCAGCUGGGCGCCCGUCUGGCGUGGACGUUGACUGCAAGCCAGCCUUCCUUACAAACCACUACCUCCAAAGGCGUCCCCAGCGCGGCUUCCCGCAACGUGACGCGGCCGCGGAGAGAUGGGGAUACAGGUGGUGCUGUGGAGGUCACUGAGGCAGCCCUUGUGAGAGACAUUCUGUACGUCUUCCAGGGCAUAGAUGGCAGGAACGUCAAGAUGAGUGCUGCUGACAACUGUUACAAAGUGGAGGGGAAGGCAAAUCUGAACAAAUCCUUGAGGGAUACAGCUAUGAGGCUGGCUGAGUUGGGGUGGCUGCACAAUAAAAUCAGAAAGUACACCGACCAGAGAAGUCUGGACCGUUCGUUUGGACUUGUUGGCCAGAGCUUCUGUGCGGCCUUGCACCAGGAACUCAAGGAGUACUACCGGUUACUCUCCGUUCUGCACUCCCAACUGCAGUUGGAGGACGAUCAGGGUGUGAACUUGGGCCUCGAGAGCAGCUUGACACUCCGGCGCCUCCUGGUGUGGACCUACGACCCCAAGAUAAGACUGAAGACCCUGGCGGCCCUGGUGGACCACUGCCAAGGAAGGAAGGGAGGCGAGCUGGCCUCGGCUGUCCACGCCUACACCAAGACCGGGGACCCGUCCAUGCGGUCGCUGGUGCAGCACAUUCUCAGCCUGGUGUCGCACCCCGUCCUGAGCUUCCUGUACCGCUGGAUCUACGACGGCGAGCUGGAGGACACGCACCACGAGUUCUUCGUGGCGUCGGAUCCGACUGUGAAGACGGACCGGCUGUGGCAUGACAAAUACACGCUGCGCACGUCCAUGAUCCCAUCCUUCAUGACGAUGGACCAGUCCCGGAAGGUCCUUCUGAUAGGAAAGUCGAUAAAUUUCCUGCACCAGGUGUGUCACGACCAGACCCCCCCCACAAAGAUGAUCGCCGUGACCAGGUCUGCGGAGCCCCUGCAGGAUGCUGCAGACUUAUUCACAGAUUUGGAAAAUGCGUUUCAGGGGAAAAUUGACGCAGCUUAUUUUGAGACCAGCAAGUACCUCCUGGACGUCCUGAGCAGGAAGUACAGCUUGCUGGACCACAUGCAGGCUGUGCGCCGGUACCUGCUGCUCGGCCAAGGGGACUUCAUCCGGCACCUGAUGGACUUGCUCAAGCCAGAGCUUGCCCGUCCGGCUACGACUCUGUACCAGCACAACUUGACUGGAAUUCUGGAGACCGCCGUCAGAGCCACCAACGCCCAGUUUGACAGCCCAGAGAUCCUCAAGCGACUGGACGUGAGGCUGCUGGAGAUCUCUCCGGGGGACACCGGCUGGGACGUGUUCAGCCUGGACUACCAUGUGGACGGCCCCAUCGCCACUGUGUUCACUCGAGAGUGCAUGAGCCACUACCUGCGGGUGUUCAACUUCCUGUGGCGGGCCAAGCGGAUGGAGUACAUCCUCACGGACAUCCGGAAGGGGCACAUGUGCAAUGCCAAGCUCCUGAGAAACUUGCCAGAGUUCUCCGGGGUGCUGCACCACUGCCACAUCCUGGCAUCCGAGAUGGUCCACUUCAUCCACCAGAUGCAGUAUUACAUCACCUUUGAGGUGCUUGAGUGCUCCUGGGACGAGCUGUGGAACCAGGUGCGGCAGGCGCAGGACUUGGACCACAUCAUCGCCGCGCACGAGGCCUUCCUGGGCACCGUCAUCUCCCGCUGCCUGCUAGACGCUGACUCCAGGGCUCUUCUCAACCAGCUGAGAGCCGUGUUUGACCAGAUUAUUGAGCUUCAGAGCACGCAGGAUGCCAUCUGCAGGGCCGCCGUGGAGGAGUUGCAGAGACGCCUGCAGUUUGAGGACAAGAAGAAGCAGCGGGAAGCUGAGGGCCAGUGGGGCGUGACAGCAGCAGAGGAGGAGCAGGAGAACCAGAGGGUCCAGGAGUUCCGGGAGUCCAUCCCGAAGAUGUGCUCCCAGCUGCGGAUUCUGACCCACUUCUACCAGGGCGUGGUACAGCAGUUCCUGGUGCUGCUGACGACCAGCCCCGAUGAGAGCCUGCGCUUCCUGAGCUUCAGGCUGGACUUCAACGAGCACUACCGUGCACGGGAGCCACGGCUGCGCGUCUCCCUGGGCGCCCGGGGCCGGCGCAGCUCCCACACCUGA
Rangifer tarandus platyrhynchus (Svalbard reindeer) is the source of this 2796-nucleotide messenger RNA. The record is from the annotation of a GenBank genome assembly. NCBI's taxonomy places the organism in Eukaryota, Metazoa, Chordata, Mammalia, Artiodactyla, Cervidae.